GGGUACAUUAUUUCAAAGUUUAUGUUUAAUUUUUCUUUUCGUAAUUAUAUACAUCAUUUAGUAUUAGCUAAAAUUUAAUAUCUUUCAUUUCAUUGUUUUAUUAAUAUUAUUAUUAUUAUUAUUAUUAUAAUUAUUUAAAGAAAAAUAGUUUGCUGUGAUAAUUUUUCCUAUAGUUGUAUAAGAUCCUGCUAAUCAAAUGUUUGUUAAGAAAUUGAUAUGUCAACAGCAUUUGUUACAAAUAACAAAGUAGAGUCAUCUACAGUCAGCUAUCAAAAUAAACAAAAACAUUUUUUCAUUUUUAAGUCCAUGGACAUCUUUCUUAAAUACAUACAAUACAGUAUAAUCAUUUGUACAAGUUCCUUGGUAUUGAGGCUCCAUCAAAACAUCCCUGAUAAAAUUGCUAGUCAAGUUGAUAAUCUAGUCAAAAAAACAGAUGGACAUGAAAAAUGGUAUCGAAAACAUACCAUUACCCAACGAAUCAUCCAUGACCAAACCCAAGGAAAUAGAAAACAGUGUAUUAGUUGAAAAUCAUGAUUCUUUUUUAUCUGACUGUCUUCCAAAUAAUAUUUUAAAUGACUUUAUUCAUACUCUAAGGCAACGAGCAAAAAGUCCAACUUUAAGAAGACCUAUAGUUCUAAACCCCACAAGAUCUUAUACUGAUAUAAAUUUAAGUAGAACAGGUCUUCGUAAUGUUGAUCUUUUUGAAAUUAUUUCUCAAAUCGGAGAAGGUUCUUAUGGGCAAGUAUACAAAGCUAAAGAAAAAAAAUCUAAUGAUUUUGUUGCUUUGAAAAAAGUAAGACUAGAAAAUGAAUCUGAGGGCUUUCCUAUAACAGCUAUCCGAGAAAUAAAAAUUUUAAGAGAAUUAAAUCACAAAAAUGUUAUCAGAUUAAAAGAAGUAGUGACUGAUAAAGAAAAUAUUUUAGAAUUUAAAAAAGGAGGCGGCUCUUUUUAUUUAGUUUUUGAGUAUAUGGACCAUGACUUAACAGGUUUAUUAGAAUCUGGAAUGGUUAAUUUUACAGCUAAAGAUAAUGCCAGUAUAAUGCGUCAACUGUUAGAAGGACUAAAUUACUGUCAUAAACAAAAUUUCAUUCAUAGAGAUAUUAAAUGUAGCAAUAUUCUCCUCAAUAACAAAGGUGAAUUAAAAUUAGCUGAUUUAGGACUUGCUCGCCUGUUUGACAAUGAACAAAUUCGUCUGUACACAAACAAAGUUGUUACAUUACGAUAUAGGCCACCAGAGUUAUUAUUGGGAGAAGAGAAAUAUGGCCCUUCAAUAGAUAUUUGGUCUUGUGGUUGCAUUCUAGGAGAAUUAUUUGUUAAGAAAAAUAUGUUUCAUGGUAAAGAUGAAUUUGAUCAAUUAGAAUUAAUAUCACAGCUGUGUGGCAGUCCAUGUCCUACUAAUUGGCCAGAUGUUACCAAAUUACCUUUAUGGCAAUUUAUUAGUCAAAAGAAACUACACAGUCGAAAACUUGGACAUCAUUAUUCAUUUAUUGGAAAUGAUGCUCUAGACUUAUUAGAUAAAAUGUUAACUUUAGACCCCAAUAAACGUAUCACAGCAGCAGAAGCACUAAAAUGUUCUUGGUUAACAAAUGUUGAUGUCAAUACUUGUAUAACAUUACCAACAUGGCAGGAUUGUCAUGAAUUGUGGAGUAAAAAACAAAAAGGCCGACUAAAUUCCAAAACUUCAUCAAUUAAAUCCACAAAAAAAGAUCGAAAUAAAUUGGAGAACAAAACUAAAACUUAAAUUAUAGUUACUGUAAUUUGACAAAUUUUAAUUGAUUUCUUUUCGGGGGUCAAUUUCUUCUGAGUAAAUGUUUUUGGAAAUUCA
Messenger RNA from Daktulosphaira vitifoliae (grape phylloxera), 1825 nucleotides. RefSeq names its product cyclin-dependent kinase 12-like. Gene Ontology annotation, molecular function: cyclin binding; cyclin-dependent protein serine/threonine kinase activity; ATP binding. Gene Ontology annotation, cellular component: cyclin/CDK positive transcription elongation factor complex; nucleus. NCBI's taxonomy places the organism in Eukaryota, Metazoa, Arthropoda, Insecta, Hemiptera, Phylloxeridae. Bases 434 to 1741 code for a protein of 435 amino acids. The transcript is spliced from 3 exons. The record is from RefSeq and is a predicted model, not a curated record. Gene Ontology annotation, biological process: positive regulation of transcription elongation by RNA polymerase II; transcription elongation by RNA polymerase II; protein phosphorylation.